Messenger RNA from Trachemys scripta elegans, 3129 nucleotides. RefSeq names its product mitochondrial fission regulator 1 (gene MTFR1). Gene Ontology annotation, biological process: aerobic respiration; mitochondrial fission. Bases 300 to 1301 code for a protein of 333 amino acids. Gene Ontology annotation, cellular component: mitochondrion. The record is from RefSeq and is a predicted model, not a curated record. The transcript is spliced from 8 exons. Lineage: Eukaryota; Metazoa; Chordata; Testudines; Emydidae.
GAGGCCGGCGGCUGCCGGUUAGGCCGCGGCGCCCUGUCCCACGAAUGAGGUGCAGGUUAGGUCCCGCCUCUCGCAGGCGCGGCGGUGAUUGGUCAGUACUGUGCCUGUACGGCUCGGGAUUGGCUGUGCGGAGAGGGCGGAGCUCUGAGUGGAGCCUGAGCCGCUGGACCCGAGGAGCCGGUGACCGGCGAGUGAGCGCAGGGGCCCUGGCUAGGGAGCUGAGGGACUAUGGAACCUCAGCAGCCCGGGAGGUUUGGAAGGUUUAAAUACCAGUUUGUGAAGACUUUUUGCCACUCCAGAUGAUCUGCUGGAUUAAACGUGUAAUUAGGAUGGCUUUUGCACAAGUUGGACUAAACAUGGAAUCAGUGCUCUGGUCAGGCAAGUCUUAUGGUUCAUCUCGAAGUAUUGUAAGGAAAAUUGGUACUAACCUCUCUCUUAUCCAGUGCCCAAGAGUUCAGUUUCAGGUUACCUCUCACUCUGCAGAAGGAAACCAUUCUAAGCAGCUCAGAGAAGACUCAGUAGCCUCUUUUGCAGAUGUGAGAUGGGUUGCUCAAGAAGAAGGUGAAGUCUCUACAAGGCUCAGAUCAGAAGUUUGGUCAAAAUCGGCUCCACCUCUUCCACAUGAACCAUAUUGCUCUGGAAGACCACCAAGUAGACAAGUAUCCUUACCAAACCUAUUACAAGAAGAGCCAGCCGCCAAGGUUGUGGUGACCAAGAAUGAUGAAGCUCUGCAAAAGAUUAAUGCUCUAGAAAAUGAACUUGCCAGUUUAAGGGCACAAAUAGCCAAAAUUGUAAUCUUGCAAGAACAGCAGAAUCUGCCAGCAGCUGGAUUAAGUCCUACUGCAUCAGCUCCUUCACCAGCGCCACCACCACCUCCUCCUCCUCCACCGCCUCUUCCACCUUCUGGGGUACAUCGGAGUAUGUCUGCUAUUGAUCUCAUUAAGGAGCGGAAAGGCAAGAAAAUAAAUGCAGGGCAGACUUCGAUAGAUAAUGGUCCAAAGAAGCCUGAAAUACCAAACAUGCUAGAGAUCCUCAAAGACAUGAACAGUGUCAAACUCCGUGCAGUGAAAAGACCAGUGGAAGGCACAAAAUGCAAAUCACCUGACCCGACUGAUCCCGUAGCACUAAUAGCUGAAGCUCUCAAAAAGAAAUUUGCUUAUCGAUACAGAAGUGAUAACCAAAGUGAAACUGAAAAACAGAUUCCAGAGUCUGAAACAAAGGCAACGUCAGAAAUGAUGCAGUUUGGACCACACAUGCUGAAGCCUACAGGAAAAAUGAAGACUUUAAUUGAAAAAUCUUAACUACUUUUAUAUCACUACAAGAGACUAUUCAGCUACUUUUAUUAGAAAUCAAUUCUAUGUAGUAAGUGUCUCUUGGUAUUUAGUGCCCUCCUACAAAACCAACCAAAAAAAAAAUACUGACCUAAAAUUAUAAAAACAUAGUGCCUUUGUUUUACAUGUUGAAUUCUAGAGGUAUUUGUCCUUAUGUGACUUUUAACAAGGGGGUUGAGUUGAGAGACCGUACAAGUUUUUAAACCUAUAAACUUUAAAAUCUAGCUUUCAAUACCUAAAAUACUAAGACUUUUCUGUGGUAGUUUUAUUUUAACACUAAUUUAUCUGUACAAAUGUUUUUAUAUGUAUGACUGACAGUCUUCGGACAGUUUGUGUAAAUGAUAAUAAUGGGAAUGAAGUACUGUCAAGUUACUGUCAGUCAUUUACCUCUCAUGUAAUACCUGAUGUAACAAGUUUCUUGCACUGCAGCAUUUAGUUUGAGACUAGCAACUUCUGUUCCAAAUGAGAUCUCAUUAGUUUAACACAGCUUUCGCUGGUUUUAGCCUGAAAAGCAUAAACAGCUCAUGCAGGGGUAUGUUUAGUUAAUAAUGAAGGAGAAACAGAUAAUCUCUAAUAAGCUUCACUGAUUUUACUUGUUACGAAGCUGAGUGGUAUGGAAUAGAGCAUUUCAAAAAGAGCAAGAUUUCUCAACUGAGACUGCCCUUCUCUCAAUGCAGAAUGUUCCAUUUUCCUCCCUCCAGUCCCCCCCUAUAUGUAUAGUGCCUUAAAGGUGAACUUGAUCAUCUUGAGCAACUGGCCACAGCUAGCUUCAGGUUCAGUUCUCUGUCAACAGGUAGAGCAAUGUGUGUGAAAUAGGGUAGAAUAGCAGUGUAGAUUAAAGUACUUCAGACAGAAUGUCAGGGUAUGUGUUUGAGUGAGCAAAUGUGGAAGUCUGGGAAGUUACAAAGUAGUAGAGAUGAGAAGAAAUGGAGUGCUUAUAAAUGAACUAUAGGGUGUUUGUCAGUAAAAUCUUACUGCUUUCGGAGGCCCUGAUCUCAGUUGCAGCUGGGGAGUGCUUGACACACAGGAGAGAUGUCUUUACCCUCUACACAGUUAAUGGGGAGGUCUUGUGCUGGGUAAGCCCCCAGCAUAAAGCAGAAGAGACUGAAGGCUACCCUUAUUUGUGCUUAACUGCCCAUGGCCCCAAGGUAAUAUUUCAGCAGGCAGGAAUAUCCUGACUACAAUCCCUGCACUAGCUCCAGGGAAGCACUGGUUUAGGAGAUCCUAGACAGGCUGGGUCACCUGAAGAUCACCUAGGGAAAUCCUCUAGGCACCUUUUUAUAUUGCAGCUUUGUCCUGCGUGAUCAGCACCAAGGUGGAUCAUCAGGGGGAAACAAUAUGAGUCUUUUUGUACACAAAUGCAAUCCAGUUUUCUCAGGUGUUGAAAAAUUGGGUAGAAAACAUUCUGGCAUUCACAGGACUAACAAGCAGGAACACACCAGAACUAGCUUGGCUACAUAUCAAGUAAACUGACAGCAAGUUUUUUUUUUAAUGUGGAUAAAUACAAGUAGAGAAGGUGGGUCAGCAAUCUCAUUCUAAAGGAACAGUUGGCUACUGGAGUUGUGAUGCAAGUGCUUGUUCUUGAAACUUCAUUUUUUUUUUUCUUCAACUACUGGAAAAGUGCAGCAUUUUCCAUCCACCAAGAGCCACUUUGAUAUAAGUUAUUGAAGAUGUAUAAAGCAUGCUAGUCAGUAUUAACAAAUUGAGAUUUAAAUAGUAUGAUCAACAAGGACUUUAUUUCUGAUGUAAUACUUGAAAGUGCUGUAUUAUUUACAAAGCUGUUAAAGUAAAAAAAAAA